AUGAAUUCACAACAAUUGGAAUUUUCACCGCAACGACCGUACGAUAACCAAGGUGGACGUAGUCGCAGUCGGACCGGAAAACACUUCCACCGCACCUCAUUACUUAUUAAGGCCUUUAAUCAUAAAUUUCGCUUAGAUUUGGAAUUAAAUUCGCAACUUUUAUCGCCCAAUAUACAACAAAAACAUUAUAUGUCCAACGGAUAUGCCAUGGAAGGUGGUCGACACGAUAUCGAACACUGUUAUUAUCAUGGCACGGUUAAAGAUUAUCCUGGUGCUAGUGCUGCCUUUCACACCUGCAACGGAGUUAGCGGUGUUAUUCACGUAGGAAAUGAAACUUUUGUUAUACAUCCAUUUUUCGGAGGUGAUUUAUCGAAACAUCCGCACGUCAUUUUCGAAGCACGAACCAAAGCGAAUAAAGGUUGUGCGAAUACGGGCGCAUUGGAGCGACGAAUGUCGGGUGUUAGACGACAAAAGCAUAUAUCUGGAUAUCGUAGUGAAUCGGCCGAUGUCGAAGAAGAACAUGCCAACGGUGCUGGACGAUACAAACGUGAUGUACGCGAAGCAACCAAAUACAUUGAAACUGCGAUAGUCGUUGAUAAGGCAAUGUUUGAAAAGCGCAACGGUAGCACACGUGCCGAAGUCGUUCACGAUGCUAUUCAAGUAGCAAAUAUUGCCGAUUUGUAUUUUCGUACGUUGAAUACUCGAGUGUCGGUGGUUUAUGUGGAAACAUGGGGUGGUGCCAAUCAAGCACAAAUUGAUGGCAACAAAGACAUCGGCAAAGCAAUUUCCAACUUUAAUGAUUACACGACACGUAAUUUAUUUAAAGUUGAUAAGGAUACGACACAGCUGUUAACUGGUGAAACGUUUGCCGGUGGUGAAGCAGGCGUUGCUGUGCCAGACACAGUUUGCACCCCGAAAGCGGUCGGCAUUAGUGUCGAUAUAAAUGUGUACGAGCCACAUUUACUUGCCGGUACCAUGGCUCAUAUGAUCGGUCACAAUGUUGGAAUGAGCCAUGACGAUGGACGUGAAGAGUGUGUAUGCCGUGAUUGGCACGGUUGUAUCAUGGCCCAAUCGAUUGUCGGUUUGGAAAAUGUUCAACCGUAUAAAUUCUCCGAAUGCAGUAAAAACGACUAUAUUGAUAUGCUGCGAAUGUCACACGGUGGCUGCAUGAUGAACAAACCAAAUGAGCUGGAAAUCGAGCGUCGAAAUUGUGGCAACAAGAUCGUUGAGGACGACGAAGAAUGCGAUUGCGGCACAAAUGAAGAAUGUGAAAACGAUCCAUGUUGCGACAGUAUAACUUGUAAACUAAAGACAGAAGCUGAAUGUGCGUCUGGAAUGUGCUGUGAUAAUUGCAAACUUCGUGAACGUGGCGUUAUUUGCCGUGACGCCCGAAACGAUUGUGAUAUACCGGAACAUUGUACGGGCGACAGUGGUGAAUGUCCGAAGGAUGUGUACAAGAAGAAUGGCAACAAAUGCGGUGAAGUAAAAUCGGCUCUUGGUGAAGUUAUUGCUGAAGGAUACUGUUUUAAUGGCGAAUGCCCAACAUUGGAUGGGCAAUGUGAAAAAAUUUGGGGCUACGGUGGUAUGUCGGCUGAUGAACAAUGCUUUGACCAAUUCAACACGAAAGGUUCCAUCAAUGGUCAUUGUGGAAAAGACAACAAUGGCGACUAUAAAAAAUGCGAACUUGAAAAUGUGAAAUGCGGUUCAUUACAAUGCAAAGAUGGCGAUCGUCAUCCGAAUAUAGCCGGUUUGGAUCAGAUGAGCUCGAAAACAGUCAUAUCAAUCAAAGGAGUCGAGUAUGAGUGCAAAACGACCAGUGGACCUGCGGUGUCUCGCGAGUUCACCGAACAUGGUUUGGUGCAUGAUGGAACGCCAUGUGGUAAAAGUUUGGUUUGUGUCAAUCAAACAUGUGUAAGUUUAUUUCCAUACAUUGACCAAACAAAAUGUCCAACAAGCGCCAACAACAUCGAAUGCAACGGCGAAGGAGUGUGCACAAAUAUGAAUCGAUGUUUUUGUAAUAUGGGCUUUGGUGGGCCGGAUUGUUCAAUCGUUAUACCGGUGACUACAUCAGCACCAACUGACGCCCCACCGGCAAUCAAUAGUGAAAUUUCAUAUGAAAAGAAAGAAACACCAUAUGAAAACUAUCACGGUUCGAAUACGAUGUUUCUGGUCGGUGUCUUAAUGUCGGUCGUUGGAUUCGUAUUCGUAACAUUCACGCUAAUGGCGUUGUGCUACCGAUCAGUUGUUGUCCAUCGUAACUUCACACUGUGUCUAAGAAAAACAACAAGAACCAAAUAUGACCCACCAUACAUUAAAAAGCCAAUCAUCAAAGGAGCUGGCAACUCCAACCAUGUUUCGGUUGAAGAAGUUUCUUUGGACGGAUCAAAUAAACUAAUUACAUACGGUAACACAUUCAGCAGAGACCACAAAAUGCAGUCCAUUCGCCGGUCAAAUAUCGAAGAGGACAAUACACAUUCAGAAAAGGGCAUUCUAAAGAAUGUGCGAGCGUACAGCGGAAUCGUAUUGAAUGAGCACAACAAGGACAAAUGGGCAGAGGACCAUCGUCAGAAUGGCGAUAAUUUGGAGUUGAUACAACAGCAAGGUGAGACUCAAGAUGGUGAAGAGCUAAAAGGCCCAGGAUUUGAGCGUACGGCCAAAGCUCUUGAAGGUUAUCAUGAAGAUAUAAUAUUUAUGAUACAGAACGCACAAUCUUCUUCGCAACGUGGAACAGGAGCGGGCAACACACCAUCGGGCAGUGGCAGCAUCAGUGAAGAGUUACUACGUAAAGCAUUACAAGAGUGCAGUGCGGCCGCAUUAAACUAUGGCGAAUACAAGCGUGGCGGUUCGAAGUCGAGUUCAAAAGAAAACAUUUGCGACAGCAUGCAACCACACUCAAUUAUGGUGGAGAAUGGACCAUCGACAUCGAUGAUGCAUUCACAGCACCGGUCGCACAGUAUGCAUCAACAAUCACAUAUGCAACAAUCACAACAAGCCGACGACGAUGUGGCUACAUCGACCGGUGGUCAAUUACGUAUAAGAAAUAUAGAAGACCUUAUUAGACAAUUAGAACAUCAUUCAACUAGACAUAUGAGUCCAAGCGGUUCAGAAGAUAUACGAAUGUCAGAGAAUGAAGCGGACCGCCAUUAUAGAUUAGAUAGUUCGGCUUGUAGUGAGUCCUCGCAAGGUUCAAAUCAACAAUUAGCUCAGCAACAGAAAACUGCCACAAUUAUGUCAUCAUACAAUUCUAGAUGUAGGCCCCGAUCCGAAGAUGAAAAUCGAUUUGUGUACGGUGUGACGAGGUAUAGACAUCCAACACAAAAUCGGCAUCCAAUGCAUCAACCACAUUCGCCUCAUUCGACACAUUCAUUUGGCCAUCAUUCGCAUCAUGGCCAUGCGCAUGGUCAUGUAUCGCACGGGGCACAUUCAUCGCAUCAUUCAUCUCAUACGCAUUUGCAUCAGGACGAAGAGGGUAUUUACGAAAGUGCCGAUCAUCACGAUCGUUCAAUGGUUGAUCCACGUGUCAAUCGUGAAACUCCAGAUAGCGAAAGUGAUGACUUUAUUCAAGCUCAACCACAAAUAGCGCGAUGGGCGAGUGAAGAUGUCGUCUCCGUGGUGCUGGAACCCGAUUCAACACAGUCCAUUUCUAUAAAAAUGCCGCAUCAAACAGCACCCUCAGUCUCAUUGGUAACAGCACAGUCGGCCAUCAAUACCGGCAACAUCAACGACUCGUCGCUUCAAAUUCAGCAACACCAACACUACCAAGACGCAGUCGAUACUAUUACAUCAACGGCGAUCAUGAGCGACUCACCAAUGGGUUCGGUCGUGCCCAUUCAAGUGAUGACUGGAAAUGGAAUAAAUGUCGGGCACAGGUACUACCCAUCGCCACCAUCAACGGAGACAGAAACAAGCAGUGGAAGUGUUCAACCAAUUCACUUAACGCAAACAACACAGCAACAACAACAUUUAUCGAACCAUCGACACGUCCGUAUCGAUCAAGAUUCCGACGACGCACAAUCAAUGGGGACAUCCGGCUAUCCGGAAUAUAAACACUGAUAGUUAAUUAAUCAUCAUCGAAUGUAUUUGACGUUCAUUUGUUAAAUGAUGACCCCAAACAAUCGAUGCUCAUCAAUUCAUAUCCAAUUAAGAAGCAAAAUGAUGAUGAUGAAACCAAACUAAAUGAUCAAAACGGCAUUCAUUCGUUCGAUAAGUAAAAAAGGAUCGAGUUUGUGAUUCAAAUACAACAUUAACUCGCUCAUUACGAACAAUGUGUUGUCUGUAGCUUAAGCAUUACAAUUAGUUAAGCACUAAAACAAUUUUCACCGUUCUUUUUUUUUCUCAACCACAAAACACAAGUAAAAUAUAAGAAAACGUUGGUCUUUUAAUUUGUAUAUAUUAAACCAAAAUAUGUUAAUUUCGACAUCGAAAAGAAGAAAGAAAAAAAUCUACUCGAUAUUUAUAGUCAUGAAUGCAUGUGCAAGAAAACAGAAUAUUGAAUAUUAUAACAUAAAUGAGAGAGUGUUUUGAUGCUCAAUCGAUUGCAUGAGAUUUAAACAAAAACAAAAUUAACAGAGCGUAAUUUAUAUUUGUACAGAACAAAAAAUAAAAUAAAAUGAAAACAGAUUACAAACCUUAAAAUCGGAUUAAAAUGAUUUUGAUAGUGAAAUAUGUAAAUCAACCUAUAUAUGUGUCAUUAUAUUCGAUCGACAUUCAAAUCAAAAUAUGAAGAAUAGAAGAAUGAACGAAGAAAUCAGAACAAAAAAGACAUAAGAAAUUAAGAGAAAAACAUUUAGAGCAAGAUAAUGAAUAAAAAAUGAAACCAUCGUUACGCUUUAUCAAUAUAGAAUAUAGAUUGUAUAAAAUGAAUUAAAAUAUACUGAUAUAGAUAUUUUAAAGAAAUAAAUUAGCAAACAAGAUCAAAGAGACGUAAAUAUAAUUAUGUCGACAAUGAUUCUAAAUGUAUUCAAAAGUGAACGAACGUGCGUUUCAUGUCAAAAAAUUAGUCCAAUAAAUGGAUUAAACUCAAGGGUUUGUGGUCGGUAAGAAUGAUAAACAACAUUACUUCGUGAAUUUGAAAUUAUUUAUGUGGAAAUUAAAGUACUUGUACAUUUUUAACCGGAAAACAUUUGAAGUGGCGAUCCUUCAAACGAACGCGCGUACUUAUGAAGUCGAUUGCUGCAGUCAGAUACAGCAUACAUUCAAUGCUCGAAUUCACGCGAAAAUCCAAAAUAACUCUCGAAAUUAUAAUAUAGAACUAUUUCAUACAGAAAUCGAAAGAUGGAAUAUAAGUGAGACAGAGAGAUAGAGAAAUUACACGAUAUUGAGAUUAAAGCAGUAACAUUAUUCUAAAUAAAGUUUAAACAAAAACACAGAGAGAAUAAAUAAUGAUUACAUUCCAAAUGCAAAGCUGAUGGCAGAAAAAAAGAUAGAAUUUAGGUUUUAGGAUAGCGCAAAAUAACUUGAUAUAGAAAUUCGCAAAUCAACAAAUAAAAAAAUUACAUUAAAAAAUGCAAAAAAAAUUACCACGAACUAUUUACAUGCGGCACAAUGUAGUUGUAUGUGAUUUCAUAGUUGACAGGAUUAAGAGAAUACUUGUGUACAUAGGACAUAUAACUCUGAUUUGGAUAUAGAUCAAAACUAACAACUAAACAUGAUUAAAUCUAAUCUCGGGUUUACAAUCGAAUCAGAGGUGUUAUUGGCACCAGAGACGUGCAAACACUCACUACUGUCCGCACUUCUAUAUAAUUUUUCAAAUUCCGCACCUGAAGAUAGAAGAAAGAGCAGCGAUUACAAAAAGGUGCUCGCAUCUCCGCGGUGCCUAUAACAGCUCUGAAGAGGCUGCAUUUUACUGUAAGAAAAGAAGCGACACCAUGAUCAAUUAUUAGCGGUCCGGUAUUCAGUCGUCAGCUCGAAUAAUUUAUCUUUAGUACAGAUGAGCAUCGUCAAUAAAGUGAUCGAAAUGUCUAUUAAUUUCAAAUACAAUCGACAUUUUCCAGAUUUUUUUCAUUUUUUGAUUGUAAACUCAAAAUCAGAUUUACUAAAUAGAGACGGUCGUUUUAAAAAUGCAAAACAACACAAUGAUCGUAUAGAAAAAUUAGGAACAGAAAGAUCACAAUAUUCGUCGAUAGUUUGUAUCAUAUAAAACAAUAAACUGAAACCGGCAGAACACACAACAAAAUAUAAAACCUAUAUCAAUUGUUAUGGUUUUGCCCGACUACUCUUAAAUCGAACAUUCCAUUUUCCGAAAUGGCUGAAUGUACAUACCAAGCAACACUUUUUCGUUUUUUUGUCGCUAAGCACCUCAUGCAAACACAGCCAAAAGAAAAAAAAGGUCCUAGAUUUAAUAGAAAAGUUCACAGGCUCACAUCAAAUUCCAAACAUAGACCCAGAAGUUUGUUCAACACCAAAUAAUCAAAUGAAUAGCAAAAUAGAUAAAAUCUUAGUCUUACAAACCAACAUGAAAAAAUGAAGAUUUAAUAUUAAAAAUUCAACGAUUUUUAUAUGUAGAUUCGAUUUAAAAACUGUAUCUUUAAAAAAAAUCA
Messenger RNA from Contarinia nasturtii (swede midge), 6539 nucleotides. RefSeq names its product disintegrin and metalloproteinase domain-containing protein unc-71 (gene mmd). Gene Ontology annotation, biological process: membrane protein ectodomain proteolysis. The record is from RefSeq and is a predicted model, not a curated record. Lineage: Eukaryota; Metazoa; Arthropoda; Insecta; Diptera; Cecidomyiidae. Gene Ontology annotation, molecular function: metalloendopeptidase activity. Bases 1 to 4053 code for a protein of 1350 amino acids. The transcript has 23 exons.